CGGAAUAGUGUAACGGUCGCAGCGCGCGCAGGUUUAUUAGCUGCAGCUGCCGCACGCGCUGGUUCUGCUCCUUUAAAAGCGCCGCUGCUCCGUUAAGCAUCUCGGGACGCGUCCUCUCAGCGGAGCGGCUCCUCCUCAGCAACAGCUGCGGGCUUUUAUGUGAAGAUAACAGCAGUAACGACGCCCAUAAAGGUUUGUGCUUGAAAGAUAAAGAACCCCUUCAUCUAAUAGCUCUUGGACUAAAGAUCACCAGUGAUGGAAGGCCAGUGAGUGGCUCUCUCUAUGGCUCAGAGGAAGAGGCCUGGGGCCAGCAGCAGCAUGGCCUCAGCAGAGCUUCACGCUGCAGCACCAUGCCCCUGCCCUGCCCCUUAUCCUAGCAAAGAGUGUGAAGAGCGACAGGACUCUGAAACCCCCGUACCCCCUUACUGUGACCAGGAGGAGGUGGACCUGCCCAGCAGCCAUCCUGCCACCCCAGAUCAUACCCACUCCAAUUACCAUGGCCAUCCAGACAGCCUCGAUGGAGACUCGAGCUCUGACUACGUCAACAAUACCUCAGAGGAUGAAGAGGACUAUGAUGAAGGGCUGCCUGAAGAAGAUGAGGGAGUGACAUACUACAUCCGUUAUUGUCCGGAGGAUGACAGUUACCUGGAGGGGAUGGACUGUAAUGAGGGCAGGUAUGGGCAUGCUGAGCCACCCCCAGACACAGACGAGUGCCAAGAAGCAGUGGAGGAGUGGGUAGAGGGUGAGGGUGAGGUGCGCUGCGAAGUUCUGGAGCAGGACUCUGACCAGCAGAUAUAUGACGGGAGACCUGAACCAGUCCUUGAUCACCAUCCACACCAUCAGUACCAGCACCAGGACCAAGUUCUUCCUCAAACCCAGGAACAAGAGGAGGAUGAUGAGGAGAGUGAGGAGUACUGUGCUAAUGAAGAGGACGAACCAGAGGAGGAACAAGACAGAGCAGUCUACACAGGGGACUACUAUGCCCCAGAGGACAAUGGGAACUCCAUGUAUGCAGGCCACAAGGUUGUAGAGGGUGAGGUAGGUGAAGAGACAGAGGAAGACAUUGAUCAGAUUGUGGCUGAGAUUAAGAUGAGCAUGAGCAUGGGCAGCCUAAGCAGUGGGGCUGAUCAGAGCCCAGAGGAGCUGGCACCUGUUCCCGCGUGUUACCAGGCUGAAGCUGAGCCCAAAGCCGAACCAGCACCUUACCCCCCACCACACCGCCAUGACGGCAGACCCAAAACUCUCAACAUCCCCCCUGCUGGGCACAACCCACAGCCACAGAGGGGCUCGAAAGGGCACUUGCACACCCCGGAGGAGAGGAGGAGAUGGGCACAGGAGCAGAACAGGGAACAGGUGUCAAACAGUGCAGAGCAGCCAAGAAAACAGCAACGCUCCGAUCUCAAUGGACCUCUGGAGAACAACAACGUCCCUGAGCCAUCAAAGAAGACAGCAUCUUUCCCCAGCUUUGUCGAUGUGCCAGGGCCGUGUGAGCCUGAGGACCUCAUUGAUGGGAUCAUCUUCGCUGCCAACUACCUGGGUUCCACACAGCUGCUGUCAGAGAGAAACCCAUCUAAAAACAUCCGCAUGAUGCAGGCACAGGAAGCCGUGAGCCGAGUAAAGAGAGUUCAGAAGGCAGCCAAAAUCAAGAAAAAAGCGAACUCUGAAGGGGACACACAGACGCUGACUGAGGUGGAUCUCUUCAUCUCCACCCAGAGAAUCAAAGUCCUCAAUGCUGACACACAGGAGACGAUGAUGGACAAUGCCCUGCGCACUAUCUCAUACAUCGCUGACAUUGGAAACAUUGUGGUUUUGAUGGCACGCAGACGCAUGCCGCGCUCGGCCUCACAGGACUGCAUUGAGACCACCCCAGGUGCUCCAGAGGCCAAGAAACAGUACAAGAUGAUCUGCCACGUCUUUGAGUCCGAAGAUGCCCAGCUCAUAGCCCAGUCCAUUGGUCAGGCGUUCAGUGUGGCCUACCAGGAGUUCCUCCGAGCCAACGGCAUCAACCCAGAGGACCUGAGCCAGAAAGAGUAUAGUGACAUCAUCAACACACAGGAAAUGUACAACGACGACCUCAUCCACUUCUCCAACUCAGAGAACUGCAAGGAGCUGCUGUUGGAAAAGCAGAAGGGUGAGAUUCUGGGUGUAGUAAUAGUGGAGUCUGGCUGGGGAUCCAUCCUGCCCACAGUGAUUCUGGCUAACAUGAUGAACGGAGGACCAGCUGCACGCUCAGGGAAGCUCAGCAUCGGAGAUCAGAUCAUGUCCAUCAACAACACUAGUCUGGUGGGGCUGCCACUCGCCACCUGUCAAGGCAUCAUUAAGGGUCUGAAGAACCAGGUGCAGGUGAAACUGAACAUCGUUAGCUGCCCUCCUGUGACCACAGUCCUCAUCAAAAGACCUGACCUCAAAUACCAGCUGGGCUUUAGUGUGCAGAAUGGCAUCAUAUGCAGUCUGAUGCGUGGAGGUAUAGCUGAGCGAGGAGGGGUCCGGGUUGGCCAUCGGAUCAUUGAGAUAAAUGGCCAAAGUGUGGUGGCCACAGCCCAUGAGAAGAUUGUCCAAGCAUUGUCCAACUCUGUGGGUGAGAUCCAUAUGAAGACAAUGCCAGCAGCCAUGUUUAGGCUCCUAACUGGCCAGGAGACUCCUAUGUACAUCUGACUGAAUGAAUGAUGUCUGUGGCUUAUUUAAGACUUUAAAAGGACACAUCUCUGUCUAAGGAUCUCUGUCUUUUGUCAGAUCAUCUCUCUUCUUUUGCUUCACAGAUAAUAACUUCUCUCUUCUUUUGCCCUAACCCCCAUAUAACAGUUGGCCAUUUUGUAAUGAUUCUGUGGAUUUUGUUUGUGACAUCGUGUGUAUACGCAGUGGGCAUUCGGUCAGAUGAUAAAAGACUGAGCCAAUGCAUAAUUUUUUCUUAUAUGCAAAUAAAAAGGGGAGCUCAUGUACAUUUA
Pangasianodon hypophthalmus (striped catfish) is the source of this 2945-nucleotide messenger RNA. RefSeq names its product amyloid beta (A4) precursor protein-binding, family A, member 2b (gene apba2b). Lineage: Eukaryota; Metazoa; Chordata; Actinopteri; Siluriformes; Pangasiidae. Bases 283 to 2655 code for a protein of 790 amino acids. Gene Ontology annotation, molecular function: amyloid-beta binding; protein binding. The transcript is spliced from 14 exons. Gene Ontology annotation, biological process: chemical synaptic transmission. The record is from RefSeq and is a predicted model, not a curated record. Gene Ontology annotation, cellular component: dendritic spine; cytoplasm; plasma membrane.